GUACUGUACUACAGAAAACACGUAAGUGAACAGGGAAAUUAUAGCACGUGCGGCAUAGACCUAACCGUGUAGGUAUUUUUGUAUAUUUCGGACGUUUGAUUGAUUCGCUCCUAAAUCGAAGCUUGGAUAAUUGUUAAAAUCAAUAAAUCUUUAAAUUGAGAUGGAUGUUUCCGAUAAAUUUGAAAACAAGUUGAUGGACAUUAAUCAAGGAUCGAGUUCAAAGAAUGAUAUUAUAAAGAAGUUCGAUGACUUGGCCGAUACGUUUGAUGAGUUUUCAAAGGGAAGCGGUUAUACUGCACUGAAAUAUUGCAGCACCCUACUCUCAAAGCAUAUACCUGACAGAAAGGCCAACAUUCUUGACUUUGGAUGUGGGACCGGACUUGUAGGCGAACAGCUGUAUCAACUUGGCUUUCAAAAUAUUGAUGGGUUUGAUUGUGCCCCCAAGUGUUUGCAAGUUGCUGAAAACAAACAGAUAUUCAAACGAUUGUUCUGUGAAUUUUUUUCUGGACAAACUCUGAAUUUAGCCACAGAUUUCUAUGAUGGAUUGAUAUGCGUUGGCGGUUUCUUCCCGUCGGGUUUGAAGGCCAACUGUUUUAGAGAAUGGAUACGUAUCGUUAAGCCAGGAGGUUACAUACUGAACGCCAUGCGGAGAAGCUUUUUAGAAACCUGCCUCGACUUCAAUGAUGGAAAACUAGAAGGCGAAAUGAAAGCUUUGGAGUCUGAUGGGAAAUGGAAACUGAUCUUGACAGAAGAAUUUGAGGCUGGUCGCAAAGAAUGGAAUAUGAUUUUAUUUCUUCACCAAAUUUUAUAACUAUUAGUUUGAUUCCACAGAAGUACUUGGUUUUUUUUACUGAAAUAUUAAUUUUGCAGUUGUUGUUUUCAACAUUACGAAUAAUCUAGUGAUACUAAGUUAUUACCAUAGUAUUAUAUUUAUUUUUAAUGAUUUUUAUGGGUUCAUGUUUAGUUGGUAAUGUUAUGUUUCGGGGAUUGCACUGGGACUGAUUUGGCUCGAGUCGUCCCCAACACUCAGAGUACGAGUCACAGCACAACGAUUACUUUCCUUUCAAACUUUAUUAACGAACUGCAUAACAAAAGAAAUCAAGAAAAAAGAAAAUAGCAAAGGAAAAGAGCACUGCAAAGAUAUAAAUAACAUGCAUAAUAUUACCGUAUGUAUCGUAUGACCAUCAAUAUGCAAUUUAUGCUGCAAUUUAAGUUACCUUAAUUGAAUGUACAUUGACAAAAACACAUCAUUUUAUAAACGCCAAUAAGUAAACAACUCGGUGAAACUACACCGGCAAAACAUUGAAUAUUAAACCGUUCAAACUCAAC
Molecule: messenger RNA, 1329 nt
Organism: Anneissia japonica
Lineage: Eukaryota; Metazoa; Echinodermata; Crinoidea; Comatulida; Comatulidae
Product: methyltransferase-like protein 27
Exons: 6
Coding region: 161-811 (216 amino acids)
Source: RefSeq, a predicted model, not a curated record